This is a messenger RNA of Daphnia pulicaria, 1679 nucleotides long. Its product is annotated as 1-acylglycerol-3-phosphate O-acyltransferase ABHD5-like. The transcript has 2 exons. Lineage: Eukaryota; Metazoa; Arthropoda; Branchiopoda; Diplostraca; Daphniidae. The record is from RefSeq and is a predicted model, not a curated record. The coding region runs from base 188 to 1129 and encodes 313 amino acids. Gene Ontology annotation, cellular component: lipid droplet.
UUUUCAUUGAGAAGUCACUGCGAGCAAGGCUUACAUUGCUACGUUCCAUAUUCUGAAAGCCAAGGUCCAUUUUCAUUGGGAAGUGAGAGCGAGCUUUAACUGGUUACGUUCCACUUCCUACUUAAGACCUGAAAGCCAAUGCCCAUUUUAUUGGGAAGUGACUGCGAGUCAUAUUUGGAUACGUUCAAUGAUGGCGUUUCAGUGGUGUCCAACAUCAAUGAAACUGCGCAUAUCUUCAGAAGAAAAACUUCUGGAAGGCCUCACUGCUCCAAAAGAAGUCCGCUUAGUCAACAUCGGGAGAUGUGUUGGAGAAACGGACAAUCUAAUCCGGACACUUAUUCUCAACAAAGAUGGAACCGGGACGCCAGCGCUAUUCAUACACGGGUUCGCCGCUGCCUUGACAACUUGGCUACUCAACAUUGACGCACUUGCAAGAGAUAGGCCAGUGAUCGUUAUUGAUGUUUUAAGCUUUGGCGGCAGCAGCCGACCCAAGUUCAGCAGUGAUGCUCGUGAAGCCGAGGAUCAAAUUGUCAAAUCGAUCGCGUUGUUGAUGACGACUAUUGGAUAUGAGAAAUUUAUUCUCAUCGGGCACAGCAUGGGAGGAUUUCUUUCGUCUGCCUUUGCUCUAAAACAUCCCGAUCGCGUUGUCCACCUGGUUUUGGCAGAUCCCUGGGGGUUUCCGGAUCCUGGUGAACCACCUGGGAACGAUGCAGCCCAACUCCACACACCUCUCUGGUGGAAACUUCUCGAUUUACUCCACCGCUUGGCUAAUCCACUGUUUCUUCUCCGAGCGGUCGGACCCUUCACAAUGACGAGAAGAUGUGGAAGCUACCUAUAUCGAAAAUCGGCCUUCCAUUCUAUGAUGGUCAAUUCGAACUACGCACGAUUUCCCAUGGUCGACCGUAUCAUGAAACUUCCACCACUCGUUCCCAUUACCUUUAUAUACGGAGUGAACUCUUGGAUUGAUAGGCAGCCGGGCCGGAGUAUCAAAGAGCGCUGGAAUGGACCUACUGUCAAGCUCAAUGUUCUUCAUGGCGCUGGUCACCAUGUGUAUGCAGAUCGAUCUGCUGAGUUCAAUCACAUUGUUAUGGCAGCGUGCGUUUUGGGCGAAUUGUUACACAGCCCCUAAGUUUUGUAGAACAAUGCAAUGCACACAGAGAGAUUCAAUGCAGUUUGAAAGUUCUGGAUCCCCUGUAUCGUCCUGGAUUUUAUUAUCUUUUUAACAACUCUGUUGUUCACAAUUCGUGGGCUUUCCCUCACCACCUGGUAUAUUAUAUUUUCACCUUGUUAACAACAAUUUCACUUUCUUAUCUUAUGUUUUCAUCCUUCAAUAGUAUCCACCAAUUGAAGGGUUUGGAUGGGGACCCAGGAAAACAACUUUGAUGUGGCAAUACCAUUCAUUACCUCAGGAGCCUAAUUUUAGUCCGUCCCCGAAGGACAUGAAAGUUCAUAAUGUCUAGGGCUCAUUCAGUUGUGCAAUAAGAAGGAUUAACGAAAUCGAAUUAGUUUGACGAAAUUCUCAUGGUAAGUUUUUCCAUUUACAGUUUCGGCUUUGGUAAUAUCUGGCAUUUAAAUUACUAUCUUCGACUUGCCACGAUUCGGCGUGUGCUGAUCACGUGCAAACCUUCGGCAAACUGUUUCAGUGUGUGCUGAUUCAUGUGUAGAAGUUUGCUCGCCAU